This is a messenger RNA of Rotaria sp. Silwood1, 300 nucleotides long. NCBI's taxonomy places the organism in Eukaryota, Metazoa, Rotifera, Eurotatoria, Philodinida, Philodinidae. The record is from the annotation of a GenBank genome assembly.
AUGUCAUCUACUGAAAAUAUACUCUAUCAAGCAUUUGCAUUAGCACUCGGAAAAGAUCGACAUUUUUUAGAAGAUAAAUUUCAUCGUGAACCGACUAUCUUAUUACUGAGAUAUCCAACAGGCGGUGAAUGUCCCGAAUACACAGAUAUUGGUUUUCUAGCUAUCAGCUUAUUAGAUCCAGUUGGUGUCUUGAAAAUUAAAACACGUGGAAAUAAUGAAUGGAUAGAUGUACCUGCUCAUCCAAACACAUUUCUAUGUCAUAUCAGUGAUGCAUUAGAAUGGGUGACAAAUGGUUUGUAG